CCAGGAAACGAAUGGAGGAAGUGAUUUUUUUUUCACGCCGAUAACACUAUUUUCAAUCGAAAUUGACUUCAGUCUAUCGGUGCAUGUCAUACAAUAGGCUCAACGUCUCUGUACAUAGGAGUUUCCUGUCAUUGCUAGUUAAUAUUGCUUUACUGUUCGUUUAUUAUGGCGUAGAGCAAUAGUAGACAAUUUAGCUGGAUAGCAGGUCAGCAAGCAUUCGUUGGGACCAUGCAAUUGCAAUAACGCCAAGAUAGGCUACUGGAGUAAUGUACUCACCGGCAUUUCAGAUAGCUGACCUGUUUGUAAUCUUUCGUCUUAGCCAUAUACAUGGUUUACUAUUUACGACAUAGUUUGCAGUCAAACGUUUGCUGUUUCAGUAUUUUAUUCGUUCGUGCACAGACUAAGACCACGGAAGAACGAUAGGAAAAUGUUUCACAAAACCUCAUUUACAACCCUAAUUAUAGGUGUAUUCGUUGUGUACGUCCUGCAUACUUGCUGGGUGAUGUAUGGCAUUGUAUACACUAAGCCAUGUGAGGAUCCUACUACAAGUGAAAACUGCAUCAGCCCUUAUUUAACAUCAAAGCCGCGUCUGCAGCUGAGCGUGUACACGUCUGUACGGCACAACGCGGAAGGCGGACACACACUCAUUCUGAGAGAGGAAGACUUCGACUUGCAUUCCAAAUUUGAGAGGCAGGUAAACAUUACCUUACCUAAGAAGACUCGGAAAAAUGGAACCCUCUAUGCCAUGGUGUUUGUACACCAAGCAGGAGUGUCUCCCUGGCAGGACCAACGACAAGUUCACCAGGUGACCCAGCUGACCACUUACAUGUUGCCGAAACCCCCAGAGGUCAGCCUGAUAGCAGGCCAAGAGGAACAAAACGCUAAGGAGCAGCAGAAGCCAGACACGGGGGCUGAUCGCCCAGUGUCCCACUGGCGCACGCGGCUAACGCUCAACAUCGUGUCCGAGGAGUUUGUGUUUGACCGCAACGCGUUGCCGGCCGACGUGCAUCGCUUCCUGAGAGUGUAUCAGAGUGGGAAGAAGAUGGUGUAUUUGCCACUGCUGUUUGUGGAUGAGCUGAGUAACAGAGUGAAAGACUUAAUGGAGAUCAACAGCACCACAACAGAGGUUCCCCUCACAAUCUCCUAUGACACCAUCUCCCUGGGUCGGCUUCGCUUCUGGAUUCAUAUGCAGGAUGCAGUCUAUUCUCUACAACAUUUUGGGUUCACAGAAAAGGACACGGAUGAAAUUAAAGCCAUCUUUGUAGACACCAAUCUGUACUUCCUUGGCCUUACCUUCUUUGUGGCCACUUUCCAUCUCCUGUUUGAUUUUCUUGCCUUCAAAAAUGACAUCAGCUUCUGGAAGCAAAAGAAAAGCAUGGUGGGAAUGUCCAGCAAAGCAGUGCUAUGGAGGUGUUUCAGCACCAUUGUGAUCUUCCUCUACCUGCUGGAUGAGCAGACCAGUCUGCUUGUGCUCAUUCCUGCUGGCGUAGGGUCCAUCAUCGAGGUGUGGAAAGUGAAGAAGGCUUUUAAGAUCCAGAUCGUGUGGAAAGGUUUGAGACCAACUUUCCUGUUUGGGAAAUCAGAUGAGUCGGAGAGAAGGACCGAGGAGUAUGACACACUGGCAAUGAAGUACCUGUCCUACCUGCUGUAUCCUCUGUGCAUUGGCGGAGCCGGGUACGCUCUUGUUUAUGUGAAGUACAAAAGCUGGUACUCUUGGCUCAUCAACAGCUUUGUGAACGGGGUGUAUGCCUUUGGGUUCCUCUUCAUGCUACCUCAGCUCUUUGUGAAUUACAAGUUUAAAUCAGUCGCUCAUCUUCCAUGGAAGGCCUUCAUGUAUAAGGCUUUCAAUACCUUCAUUGAUGACGUCUUUGCCUUCAUAAUCACCAUGCCAACAUCCCAUCGUCUGGCUUGCUUCAGAGAUGACGUGGUGUUCCUCGUCUACCUGUAUCAGAGAUGGCUUUAUCCCGUGGACAAAAGCCGCAUGAAUGAGUACGGCGUGUCUUUCGAUGAGAAGCCGAAGGGCAAGAGCCAUAAGGAUUAAUAAAGGAAGCCGUCAGAACCUCAGGAUGCGUCAGCUGCGGCCCCACCUCAUCCAGGGCUGACGGUUGAACCGUUUGGGCCUCCCUCUCCCCCCACCUUGCUCACAGAGGUGGGCCAUCACCCCAUAGCAUCCGGGAAGGGUUAAUUGAGCGGACUUGGCCUUCUGUAAGGCAUCUCAGAACCGCAUCGCUAUCGAGACGCCUAGCAGCAGGUUCUGGCGUGAAGACAUGUUGCCGAUUGAGCCGGGCCAUAGCUACAACCUGCCUGCAAUUCCAUACCACAACCAGCAGGGGGCCACUGCAGACCUGACAACUUGAUGUGCAUACACUUACUGGAACAAGCAUCUGGCUGGCUGAAAAGAAUUGGGGUGGGGGAAAAUACAUAUGAAUGUAUGUACUUUUGUAUGUGUGCGUGCGUAUGUGAUUGUAUGAUUGUUCAUUUUUUGUUGUUAUGAAAUCUGUUUCUGGAUUUAAAAUAAUAAUUAUAAUCUUGAUAGUAUUUGUAAAUGAAGGUCACGCCAUUCUGGUGCCAAACUGAUUGAAAGACUGCUUAUGGUGACUGGCGGCCGAAAGCAUCUUCAAGCUGAUGAACAAAAUGUGCUCUUUUCGGACGCUGACUUGUUGUUGAUUGCUGACUAUUUUAACUGCACAAAGGGAGCGGAUUAACCCUGCCAUGCAUGGAGUCUACAUGUGUGGAUAUGUGAUAUUUAAGGGUGUUUUGGUUCAAUAAAAUAUUGCUUUCCUUUA
Messenger RNA from Sardina pilchardus (European sardine), 2786 nucleotides. It is a transcript of the gene clptm1l, whose product is annotated as CLPTM1 like. The coding region runs from base 428 to 2041 and encodes 537 amino acids. The transcript is spliced from 17 exons. Gene Ontology annotation, cellular component: membrane; endomembrane system. The record is from RefSeq and is a predicted model, not a curated record. Lineage: Eukaryota; Metazoa; Chordata; Actinopteri; Clupeiformes; Clupeidae.